Messenger RNA from Suillus paluster, 2268 nucleotides. RefSeq lists its product as uncharacterized. The coding region runs from base 187 to 2157 and encodes 656 amino acids. NCBI's taxonomy places the organism in Eukaryota, Fungi, Basidiomycota, Agaricomycetes, Boletales, Suillaceae. The transcript has 3 exons. The record is from RefSeq and is a predicted model, not a curated record.
CGAUGGUUGUGGGAGGCACGUUCAUAGUGCACAAGUCUACUUCAACAGCGUCGACCACAACAUCCAUCAGGCAGUCUAGUAACUCACCCGACCGCGUUUUAGGAGUUUUUUUGUUUUGUUUUGCUUUCUGACGGACCUGGCGCCUUGGACAUUUCUGUUGGGCACUUCUUCGGGCCUAUUCUCAACAUGCCACUCGUCGUUCCUGCUCUCCGUUUGUUUAUGACUUUUAUGAACGUGUAUGACACGUACAAGACUCUCAAAGUACCACCUGGACGCAAGGGCGGGCUCCCUAGCACCAGAGCGAUGACUCAGAGAAAGAGAGACCUCAAAGGGUGUCUUGCAGUUUGGGUUGUUUGGUGCUGCCUUGCAGCAUAUGAGAGAACAUUUGACCGUUUUGUCAGCUUCAUCGUACCGUUCUACAGCGAAAUCAAGUCGGUUACGUUACUGUUUCUCCUGCUCACCCGUGCCAAGGGUGCUGAACCUCUGUACUUGCAUAUUCUGCGUCCACUUAUCAAGCCAUAUGUGGAUACCCUUGACCCAAUGCUCGACCUAGCAAGGGAUAUCGGAGAUUUUCUGUUUGCUCUCUCACAAGUUCCGCUCAACUAUGUUCUCUCCCUGUCCUCGGGUCUGUCUUGGCACACAGAAGAAAAUGAAUCGGCCACCGACAUUUCUGGAAUCUCAGCUUCAGGGUUGAACGCGACACGCUCCAGCAGUUACUCUAAUAUACCCAUGGCAGCUAAAGCAUAUACCACCGUGGAUGCAAAUCCCCGGGCUGCAGACAGGCGCCCAGUCACUAUCCGCAGCGUCUCUGACAAUAGGGCGCGACCCAAGUCUCGUCAACCUUCUGUUGAAUACUACGAGGGCACGUCACUGGAGCGCCGUGUGCGGUAUUCUAAGUCGUCCUCAAUGACAACCCUUCCACACUACCCCAAUAAUACGGUUGGUCGUGUUCAUGCGCGCCCCGCCACAAGCAGUACCAGAAAGGCUGCAUAUCAGAUCUGGCAUCCCCCACCGUCUGCGCACGAAGAGGAACGCAGACGAAGCCGCCUAUCCGUUGGACGGUCGGGAAUAGCCAAUGCAUCUACUCCCAAUUUGAUGACCCCUCCACCAGCCGUUGUCGUCAGUGAACCUCCUGACGAAGACUGGAGAGGGUAUCCAGCUUUUCCUUCGGCAUACCCACCAACGCCCUUGCCUACAUCUCAUUCUCUUCCUGGAACCACGCCAUCUAGACAGGAUGAUUGCAACGACUCACCUCCUGCCCAGGCUACCGUAAUUUCGCCCAUUCUGGAGGACACAUUGAACCACAACCAGGAUUUUGAUGUGUCGCUCCAGCAGGCGCAUGAGCCCACGAGCCCCAGCUCUAGCAGCUGCUCGAGCGACGAAAGCAGUAGCCUACCACGGGUUCAUCCUGGUGUGGACGGGUUCCAAUCAUCCGGCGGUGUACGCAGCCAGGACGAGGAUGCGUACACGGAUGUCGAUGAUGAUGAUUUUGAUGUUACCUUACGGACUCCUUAUCGCGCUUCCCCGUCGUCAGUGGCAUCCAACGCAUCUUCCUCUGCUGCGAGCCUGCACAGUACUUUGACCACUAACGAUAAUGCGUCAUCCCUGCGUACCAGCAACUCAUCAGAGUCCAUUCGCUCUUUCCAUACAUCUGGUUCGGCAUAUUAUGCAGGACAAAAACGCUCGUACCCGACUAUUACAAGAAGUCAAACAAAUACCACCAUACGUGGCAAGGUUACUGCGGCCGCAUCUUACAAAAACGACCUCGACUCUGGCCCCGGCGAAACUGACGAUGAUGAUGAGGACAUUGAUAGUGAGGAUAGUGGCGUAGGAGCCAAGAGGAGAAAAGUUCUUGAGCCUACCCGGCGAACCACACACCUUCGUCCUAUCGCUAAGCCCACUACAAACGUUCGGAAGCCUCCCUUGACUACCAGGAACCUCCCAGCAUCCGCUCGCGGGAAAGUCGUUGCUCCUGCGCAAAAAAACCGUACUCGUGGUGGUUCACGUGCUGCACCCCAGACGGCAGGAUUAGCCUCCCAGCGAACACACAUUGCGCGGACAGACCCGAAGAGGCACGUCGAAACCGCCGUCGCAAGACGCUGGAACCUAUCCUCGCGCAGGGACCGCACGAAACAAGACUUGAUGUCGGUUGUAUGACUUUUUCAAACUUGAUCCAGUCCCUUUCUGAGCUCUCCUUCUAUCCACGCAUGCCAACGAUUGACAUUCACUGUACACGAGACCACAUUGCUAUCGCAGUUCAUACACAUU